Messenger RNA from Monodelphis domestica (gray short-tailed opossum), 3262 nucleotides. RefSeq names its product IDNK gluconokinase (gene IDNK). The record is from RefSeq and is a predicted model, not a curated record. Gene Ontology annotation, molecular function: gluconokinase activity. Gene Ontology annotation, cellular component: cytoplasm. Lineage: Eukaryota; Metazoa; Chordata; Mammalia; Didelphimorphia; Didelphidae.
GAACUCAGACUCUAGGGCUAGAAUCCUGCGGACUGGGCAGAGGUCUCGAUUGGAGCCCCGACCCUCCAAGAGUCCUAAAUCCCAAGCCCUUUCGGGGGAGGGACUAGGGCCCAAGUAGCUUAAGACGCUAGUAAAAACCGGCAGGGCUAGGCUGGUGCUCGGGGACUGGGGAGGGAGAGCCGGGGCGGAGUCACCCGAGAACCGGAGACAGAACCAUGGAAGCUCCCGUGGCAGUGCUGGUGAUGGGAGUGAGCGGCUCCGGAAAAUCAACAGUAGGAUCACUCCUGGCAACUGAGCUGGGGUGGAAAUUCUAUGAUGCAGAUGAUUAUCAUCCUGAAGAAAAUCGAAAAAAGAUGGGGAAAGGAAUACCACUGAAUGACCAGGACAGGAUUCCAUGGCUUUUCAACUUGCAUGACAUUUUAUUGAGAAAUGUGUCCUCAGGUCAAAGUGUGGUCCUUGCCUGUUCUGCUUUAAAGAAAAUGUACAGAAACAUCUUAAGGAGAGGAGAAAGUGCUGCAACCCAGAAAUAUGAUGAGCCAGGAGAGAAAGAGGAGCUGAAGCUCCUUGUGGUUUAUUUGAAUGGACCUUCUGAAGUGAUCUCUGGCCGUUUAGCCAAAAGAAAAGGACAUUUUAUGCCCCCGGAGUUGCUCCAGUCACAGUUUGACACUCUGGAACCGCCAUCAGCCCCAGAAAACUUUCUGUCUCUUAGUGUGGACAGAAGUGUCUCAGAAAUGAUUCCUAUUAUUGUGGACUAUGUAAAAACUAAAUGAGAACCCUUUUGGAGCAAUCAUCAGAUCUGAAUUAGACAUAAUUAUCACGUCAAAUCCCCAAAUGCAUUCCUAUUUAUAAACAUUUUUAAUCUUCUCCUCUGGAUGUCAAUCUUAGAAAGUACUGCAAGCUGCUCAUUAUGCCUUUCAAAAAAAUAUCAGAAUUGUUUCCCAAAGCAUUUUCUCCUCCUUCUGACACCUGCUAAUCGAUUCCUUCUUUGUAACAAGGAAAAAUUGGGUGAAACCCAGCCAACAAAGAGACUACAUACAUCAGAGAGUAUAUGCAGCAUUGCAUACCCAGAGCUCUCCACCUUUCUACCAAAAAGAGAUGUAUUUUUCCUUCAUUCUUCUUUAGAAUCAAAAUGGGUUUUUUACUGAGCUGGGCAGCUGUUUGGGUGUUUGUAGUUCAUUGGCUAUUAUUGUAGGCAUUGUGUCUAUUGCUCUCUGGUUCUAUUUUCUUUAUCUGUACCGGUUCACACAAGUCUUUCCAUGUUUCUGCGAAGUCCUCCCAUUCAUUGUUUCUUAUGGUACCCUAAUAUGCCACUGAAUUCCUUUAACAGUUUGUUCAGCCAUUUUCCAAUGAACAGGUAGCACUUCAUUUAAUUUUCUUACUGCCACAAAGAAUGCUGCUGUGAAUAUUUGGCCCUCUAUGGGAUCUUUCUUUGUGUCCCUGCUGUCCUUGGAGUAUGAGCCUAGUAGACAAUAGCUGGGUUUUUUUCUUCAAAAAUCUGGGAACAAUUUACUGUCUUGGCAGAGUUGAAGGGAUUUCCAGUGAUUUCAGAGCUAUUCUCUGAUGUGCUAGUGAUGUAGAUGGGGGAUGUGAGGAUAGUUCAAUUAAAGUUUGAAUUGGGAUUUUGAUUCCAUCCAUGAUGAUCACAGCAAAUAAAGCAAAUUUCACAAAUUAUAUUAGAAAAUGCUACCUGAAAUUGAAAAGUGAGUAGAGGAGACCACUGUGGAAGAGAAUGUAGAGAGAGAAAAGAGCAAAGAACAGAAUUGGACGGGAGGGGGCAAUGCCUACUUUCAGGGAGCAGGAAGAAGUGGUUCCAAAGAGGGAAAACAAGGAGUGAUCAAGUAAGGUGGAAAACCAAGAGGGAGGAUUCUCCCUGGAGCCAAAAGAAGAAUGGAUGGAUGGAUAAUUGAAUGAAUGAACCAGAGAGCAUUUAUUUACAUGGGCCGAAAAUACAAAUACAAAAACAAAACCAGUUGCUCCCCUAGCUUAUGUUCUAGUAGGAGGAAAUUACACAUACUGAGGAAUUGUGGUGCGAGGCUCUUGGGAAGAUGUCAAUCAUAUUGAAUGUUCCAGAAAAAGAUAACAAGGAUGAAGACUGAGAAAAGGCCAAUGUAUUGGGUAAACAUGAGAAAGUCGUUGCUGCAGAAGUUGGUGAUGGAGGGGACAGCUGGGUGUCGCAGGAAUAGUCAGGCCUAGAGAGGGGAGGUCCUGGGUUCAAAUGUGACCUAAAAAACUUCCUAGCUGUGUACCUCUGAAGAAGUUACUUAAUCCUCACUGCCUGCCCUAGCCCUUACCAUUCUUCUGCUUUAGAACCAAAAAACAGAAUUUUUUUUAAUUAAAAAAAAUUUUUUUAAGAUGAUAGAGUGAGAAAAAGUGCUCUACAUCUCUUAUAAUCAGAGAGAUGCAAAUCAAAACAACUCUGAGGUAUCACCUCACACCUAGCAGAUUGGCUAACAUGACAGCUAUGGAAAGUAAUGAAUGCUGGAGGGGAUGUGGCAAAAUUGGGACAUUAAUGCAUUGCUGGUGGAGUUGUGAACUGAUCCAACCAUUCUGGAGGGCAAUUUGGAACUAUGCCCAAAGGGCGACAAAAGAAUGACUACCCUUUGAUCCAACUAUAGCACUGCUGGGUUUGUACCCCAAAGAGAUAAUAAGGAAAAAGACUUGUACAAGAAUAUUCAUAGCUGCAUUCCUUGUGGUGGCAAAAAAUUGGAAAAUGAGGGGAUGCCCAUCAAUUGGGGAAUGGCUGAGCAAAUUGUGGUAUAUGUUGGUGAUGGAAUACUAUUGUGCUAAAAGGAAUAAUAAAGUGGAGGAAUUCCAUGGAGACUGGAACAACCUCCAGGAAGUGAUGCAGAGCGAGAGGAGCAGAACCAGGAGAACAUUGUACACAGAGACUGAUACACUGUGGUACAAUCGAACGUAAUGGACUUCUCCAUUGGUGUCAAUGCAGUGAUCCUGAACAAUCUGCAGGGAUCUAAAAAACACUAUCCACAAGCAGAGGAUAAACUGUGGGAGUAAAAACAACGAGGAAAAGCAACUGCUUGACUACAGGAGUUGAGGGGAUAUGACUGAGGAGAGACUCUAAAUGAACACUCUAAUGCAAAUACCAACAACAUGGAAAUGGGUUUGAAUCAAGAACACAUGUGAUACCCAAUGGAAUCGCGUGUGGGCUAUGGGAGAGGUGGUGGGGGAGCGGGGGGAGAAAAUGAUCUUUGUUUCCAAUGAAUAAUGUUUGGAAAUGACCAAAUAAAAUAAUGUUUAAACAUUU